Molecule: messenger RNA, 3053 nt
Organism: Chenopodium quinoa (quinoa)
Lineage: Eukaryota; Viridiplantae; Streptophyta; Magnoliopsida; Caryophyllales; Amaranthaceae
Product: proteinaceous RNase P 1, chloroplastic/mitochondrial-like
Exons: 1
Coding region: 1068-2816 (582 amino acids)
Biological process (GO): tRNA 5'-leader removal
Molecular function (GO): ribonuclease P activity; protein binding
Source: RefSeq, a predicted model, not a curated record
UUUGCUUUGGAGGGCUAGUCUUUUGGCAAUUGGACUAUCAAUCAUCAAUUCAUCAUUACAUUUCAAUGCUAAUCUCCUAAAUUUGCAAAAUUAGAGGGUACUUGGGCUAAUGCAUGGGAUAUGUUAUUUGCGAAAAAAUAACAAUACAAAGUAUACUGUUUGUAGUUAGUUAUUUGAGUCCCUUGCAAAAAACAGGAAAAUUAAGAAAUUAGUGGACAGGUAAUUAUUGAUAUGAAGUGCAUAAGAUUUGAGUAUUACGGUUUUGGAGGAUUGAGGUGAAAUGUUAUAAAAAUGGCUUUGCAAUUAUAAUAUAGUUGAUGAUAUUAAACUCCGUAUUAGGGGUGUUUAAAAAUCGGAAAAAUGAAUAGGAAUGGACCGAAUUUUGGACCAAUUUUUUCAGUCCGAUCCUUGCUUAAUAGGUCCAGUUUUUUAUUCUUGAAAUUAAAUCUUCCGGUCUUUGAUCCGCUUGGACCGAUAAACAGCCUACUUCAUAUGUUUAUUUACAUGUGGCAUACGUGUAAGUAAAUACCCUAAAUUUGCACUAUUCAUGGAUAAAGCCGUUAACAAUGGUAAUGGUUUAGAAUUUUAUCCAUGAUGAUAAUCCGGAGCUCCCUCUUUUAAGGAAAUGACUAAAAUACCCCCCUACAAGCAAAAAAAACCAGCUAGUGCCAAGUGGAGAGUGAAAAUCUAGAAUCUUUUAUCUUCCUGCCAAACCAAUCCCCUCAACUCCCUACUCUUUACCCCUUUCCCUUAGCUUUCUCAGUGCUACAACCCAACAACCUCGCCGCACCAAGGCGUUGGACCACCUCCAUCCGCCGCCUUAUCACUCGCCAGAGCUCCGUCCCACCACCGAUUUCAGUUUUUCUUACCUCCAUUUUUUCAAAGGGAUGUUUUUACCCCAUUAAUUCCGGCAACUUUGCAAUUUUGAAAAUUAGGGUUUUAUCAUCCUCAUUUGAUUAAAUCCUUAAAACCCCAGAAAAAUUAAUGCUCAUUUGAUUAAAACCUUAAAAACCCAGUAAAUUUAUCCUCAAUUUAAAGUUGAUUUGGUGCAUAUUCGCGUCGUUAUCAUGCCCAGGAUACCUGUUUUGAUGAGCUUACCUCGAUUCAGCUUUGCUCAAUGCCGCCCAAUUUUCUCUCUCCUCCAUGGAACCUGCAACAAUGGCGGUUAUACCCAUAUUCCAGCUUCUUCUUCUCUUUCUUUCAUUAGCAAAAAAACCCUUUUCAGUUAUCCCUUUUCCUCCACCUUUGCAGUUUCUGCUGCUGCAACUUCUUCAACCAAACCUGUUUCUUCUUCGGAUGUUCCGGGUAUAAGGAUGACAUUGAAACAAAGGAAAAAAGCCCGGGGCGUGACGCCUGAAUACAUACUGAAGUGUAAACUUGAUAUGUGUUCAAAGUUUAAUAAGCUUGAUGAAGCUCUGCGCCUUUACGAUGCUGCUAGAGUUGAUGGUACAGAACUAUCUCUUCAUCAUUAUAAUACACUUUUUUAUUUGUGUUCUAAUCAUGCUUUGAAUGGUAUUAGUGAUUGUGUUAUUGAUAGUUUAGAAAGGGGAUUUGAGAUAUUUAGACAAAUGGGUAUUGAUAGAGUUGUUCCGAAUGAGGCUACAUUUACUAGUAUGGCUAGAUUAGCAGCUUGUAAGAAAGACCCAGAAAUGGCUUUUGAUUUAGUUAAGCAGAUGAAGGAUAGUGGUAAUGUUCCGAAGCUUAGAUCGUACGCGCCAGCAUUGUUUGGGUUUUUAGAGAAGGGGGAUGCCGAUGGGGCGUACAAGGUGGAUGCACACAUGAAAGAGUGUGGGGUAGUGGCUGAGGAGCCUGAGCUUGCUGCUCUUUUGAAGUUGAGUGUGGAUGCCAGGAGGGGAGAUAAGGUUUAUGAGAUGUUGCAUCGAUUGCGAACUAGUGUGAGGCAGGUUUCUGAAGAGACUGCUAGGAUAGUGGAAUGUUGGUUUAAAUCUGAGACGGCUUGUGGUGUUGGGAUGGAGAAUUGGGACAUGGGCAAGGUGAAGGAAGGUAUAAAUAUGGGUGGAGGAGGGUGGCACGGGCAAGGGUGGCUUGGUAGCGGUAAAUGGGGGGUGGUAAAGACCGAGAUGGAUAAGAAGGGUGUGUGUAGUUCCUGUGGUGAGAAACUUGUGUGCAUUGACAUUGACCCUAAAGAGACUGAUAAUUUUGCUUGUUCAUUGAGUUCUUUGGCAUGCAAAAAAGAAAAACUGGCUGACUUUUUGAAGUUCCAGCGGUGGCUUCAGAGUAAUGGACCUUUUGAUGCAGUUGUGGAUGGUGCUAAUGUUGGCCUUUGCGACUCAGAAUCUUUUGACUUUAGGCAGCUUGCUAAAGCUGUAAAUAGGCUACAACAAAUUAGCCCUACAAAGAAAUUGCCUCUUGUCAUUCUUCAUCAAAAUCGUGUUUAUACUGGCCCAGCUGAAACUACUAAUAUAAAGAGAAUGUUGGGGAGCUGGAGGAAGGCUGGUGCCAUUUAUGCCACCCCACAAGGUUCAAAUGAUGACUGGUAUUGGUUAUACGCGGCUGUUAGAUGCAAUUGUUUGUUGCUUACAAAUGAUGAGAUGAGGGACCACUUGUUCCAGCUGCUAGGAAAUAGCAUUUUCCCUCGAUGGAAGGAAAAACAUCAGAUCAGGAUGACAGUCUCAAAAAGUGGACUUGUCCUCCACAUGCCUCCACCGUAUUCAAUUGUAACUCAAGAAUCUGAAAGUGGUAGUUGGCAUAUACCUACAGUAACAGGUGAUGACCUCAAAAUACCUAGACAGUGGCUCUGUGCUACUAGAGUUACUAAAAUUAAAUCCAAAGUUAAAGCUCAAUUGUCCAAUUGAGUCUUUAAAGGUUGAUCACUUCAUGGAUAGAGACUAAUAAAGAGAGAAUGAUUGAAUCUAUUUCUAGUGGUUAAUCUCCUGGGUUUCUGCUUCAUAAUGCACAAGCGGUAAUAUGUUUGAGAUUGAUAGCUCAUCUAUUUUAAUGUAGUCUUUGUUAUCAUAUUUUGGGAAAGAAAUUCCCUUGGCUUGUAUUUGUUACAUCUAUGAAGUACUUCAUAUAAAGAAAUUAUUCUCCUA